AUGGCAAUCAACCAUAGACCUUCCAUUUUUGUGGUGACAGAAACGAAAGUGGGAGGAGACAGAGCAGCUAAAAUCAUUGAAGGGCUGCCUUUUGAUGGGUUUAUUACCACAAACACAAUCGGAUAUGCUGGGGGUUUGUGGAUUCUCUGGAAAUCAGAAGAGGUGGAGAUUCUUCCUUUAUCAUCCACAGAACAGGAGAUACACACUACAGUUAAGGUGCGUUCCUCCAAUUUUACCUGGCUUAUGUCUGUUAUUUAUGCUAGUCCUAGGUUGGCUGAAAGGAGAAUUCUUUGGAAUAAUUUAAUUACUAUUGCUCAUCUCCAUAAUUUACCUUGGCUCAUGUUAGGAGAUUUUAUCGAAGUGCUGUGUGGGGAUGACAAGUUUGGUGGUAACCAUGUGAAUUUGAAUAGAGCCUUAGAGUUCAAAAAUUGUUUAGAUGAGUGUAAUAUGCUGGAUUUGGGCUUUGUGGGCCCAAAGUAUACGUGGACCAAUCGUAGACCCAUCUCUAAUUUGAUAUUAGAAAGAAUAGAUUGA
Quercus lobata is the source of this 534-nucleotide messenger RNA. RefSeq lists its product as uncharacterized. The record is from RefSeq and is a predicted model, not a curated record. The coding region runs from base 1 to 534 and encodes 177 amino acids. The transcript has a single exon. Lineage: Eukaryota; Viridiplantae; Streptophyta; Magnoliopsida; Fagales; Fagaceae.